Exserohilum turcica Et28A is the source of this 4065-nucleotide messenger RNA. RefSeq lists its product as uncharacterized. Gene Ontology annotation, cellular component: plasma membrane. Gene Ontology annotation, biological process: post-Golgi vesicle-mediated transport; endocytic recycling; intracellular protein transport. Bases 1 to 4065 code for a protein of 1354 amino acids. The transcript has 2 exons. Lineage: Eukaryota; Fungi; Ascomycota; Dothideomycetes; Pleosporales; Pleosporaceae. The record is from RefSeq and is a predicted model, not a curated record. Gene Ontology annotation, molecular function: magnesium ion binding; ATP hydrolysis activity; ATP binding.
AUGGCCAGCCGGCCGCCAGGCGCGCCGUCUCCCAGCGACAACCUCAUCGACUUUGACGACCACCAGCCCGCAUACUCGUCGGGCCAGCCGCCGCCCGCCCCCGACCACGACCUCCUCCACCGCUACGACAUCGACGCCUCGGAUGCGCCGCCGCAGGGCCGGCCCUCGGUCUCGUACGAUGACUUUGUCGGCGGCCGUCCGCGCUCCCAGCCAGGCCUGCCGGGAGGGCCUGGCGCGCCCACAACGCCCUAUCUGGGAGGCGCCGACCACAACAGCAGGGCCUACUCGCAGACGUCGGACCUGCACAACUACCAGCGAUACUCGGACGCCGACAUCCCCGCCGAUGACGACGCCUCGGCCCAGGGCUACUACGCCGCCGGCGCUGCCUACGACCAGAACUCGCCCGACCUGCACCGCGGCGGCUCCAAGAAGGCGCACAACAGGAAUAGUAUUCUGAGCCUCGGCGGCGGCCUGACGGGGCGCGUCAAGAACAUGCUCGGCCGCGGCUCCGAGUACUCGGAGAUGGACAUGCCCUUGACCGAGAACGCUGCCCACCAGCAGCCGCCCGCUACCAGCGACACGCGCCCCGGCGCAUACGACGACGGCCAGUCGGCCAAGAAGAAAAAGGGCCUGGCCACCUUCAAGUUUGGCUUUGGCGGACGCACCCCCGACCCCUCGACCCUCGGCCCCCGCAUCAUCCACCUGAACAACCCGCCCGCCAAUGCCGCCAACAAGUACGUCGACAAUCACAUCUCGACGUCCAAGUACAACAUUGUCACCUUCCUGCCCAAGUUCCUCUACGAGCAGUUCUCCAAGUACGCCAACCUCUUCUUCCUCUUCACCGCCGUCCUCCAGCAGAUCCCGGGCAUCUCUCCCACAUCGCGCUUCACCACCAUCGUCCCGCUCGGCAUCGUCUUGCUCGUGUCGGCCAUCAAGGAGUACAUUGAAGACUACCGCCGCAAACAGUCCGACUCGGACCUCAACAACUCAAAAGCCCAGGUGCUCAAAGGCUCGUCUUUUGUAGACACCAAGUGGGUCAAUGUGGCAGUCGGCGACAUUGUGCGUGUCGAGUCGGAGCAGCCCUUCCCUGCCGACCUGGUCCUUCUCGCCUCUUCCGAGCCCGAGGGCCUCUGCUACAUUGAGACGGCCAACUUGGACGGCGAGACGAACCUCAAGAUCAAGCAGGCUAUCCCCGAGACGGCCGACUUUGUCAGUCCCGCUGAACUGGCCAGGCUCGGCGGCAGAAUCCGAUCCGAACAGCCCAACAGCAGUCUCUAUACCUAUGAAGCCACCCUGACCAUCACCGCCGGUGGCGGAGAGAAGGAGCUGCCAUUGGCUCCCGACCAGCUGUUGUUGCGUGGCGCCACACUCCGAAAUACCCCCUGGAUCCACGGUGUGGUCGUUUUUACAGGACACGAGACCAAGCUCAUGCGUAACGCCACCGCCACCCCUAUCAAGACGACAGCCGUCGAGCGAAUGGUCAACAAGCAGAUUCUCAUGCUGGUCGUCAUCCUCAUCUGUCUCAGCAUCAUCAGUUCCAUUGGCGACGUUGUCAUUCAGUCCACCCAACGAAACAGCCUCACCUAUCUCGACCUCCCGGACUUCAAUGGCGCCAAGCAGUUCUUCCGCGAUCUCUUGACCUACUGGGUCCUAUACUCCAACUUGGUCCCCAUCUCGCUCUUCGUCACGAUUGAAAUCGUCAAGUACUACACUGGCAGUCUGAUUGAUUCCGACCUCGACAUCUACUACGAGCCGACAGACACACCGGCCAAAUGCAGGACGUCGUCUUUGGUCGAGGAACUAGGCCAGAUUGAAUACAUCUUCUCGGACAAGACGGGCACCCUGACGUGCAACAUGAUGGAGUUCAGGCAGUCGACCAUUGCCGGUAUCCAGUAUGCUGACGAGGUGCCUGAGGAUCGACGUGCCACGGUGGAAGAUGGAAUCGAGGUUGGAAUCCACGACUUCCAGCAGCUCGAACAGAACCGAAAAUCGCACGCCAACAGGCACAUCAUCGACCAGUUUCUCACGCUUCUCGCAACGUGCCAUACGGUUAUUCCCGAAAUGAAAGGAGAAAAGGGCGCUAUCAAGUACCAGGCCGCUUCUCCGGAUGAGGGCGCUUUGGUCGAAGGCGCAGUGACUCUGGGCUACAGGUUCAUUGCCAGAAAACCGCGUGCUGUCAUCAUCCAAGUCGAUGGCCGUCAGCUGGAAUACGAACUGUUGGCUGUGUGCGAAUUCAACUCGACCAGAAAGAGAAUGUCUACCAUCUUCCGCACCCCGGAAGGCAAGAUUAUAUGCUACACCAAGGGCGCUGAUACCGUCAUCUUGGAGAGGCUUUCAAAGGACAAUCCCUAUGUAGAGACAACCCUGACACACCUGGAAGAGUACGCUUCGGAAGGACUCCGUACGCUCUGUCUGGCUAUGCGCGAGAUUCCCGAGGACGAGUUUCACGAAUGGUGGUCCAUCUUCAACACUGCACAGACGACGGUCAGUGGCAACCGUGCCGAUGAGCUUGACAAGGCUGCCGAACUCAUUGAGCGCGACAUGACUCUACUGGGAGCGACUGCUAUCGAGGACAAGCUUCAGGAUGGCGUCCCAGACACGAUUGCUACUCUCCAAUCGGCCGGCAUCAAGGUUUGGGUCUUGACGGGCGAUCGCCAAGAGACUGCCAUCAACAUUGGCAUGAGUUGCAAGCUGAUUAGCGAAGACAUGAGCCUUCUCAUCAUCAAUGAAGAAAACAAGGAAGCUACCCGAGACAACAUACGCAAGAAGUACCAGGCAAUCACCAGCCAGAGUCAGGGCGGAGCGGAAAUGGACGUGCUCGCUCUUGUCAUUGACGGAAAGUCACUGACAUAUGCCCUGGAGCGCGACAUCGAAAAGGAGUUUCUCGAUCUCGCCAUCAGGUGCAAGGCUGUCAUCUGCUGCCGUGUGUCUCCGCUCCAGAAGGCGCUCGUUGUCAAGCUCGUCAAGCGCCAUCUCAAGUCGAUUCUGCUGGCCAUUGGUGACGGAGCCAACGAUGUGUCUAUGAUCCAGGCUGCCCAUGUUGGCGUUGGUAUCAGCGGUGUCGAAGGUCUCCAGGCUGCUCGCAGUGCAGACAUUGCAAUUGGCCAGUUCCGUUACCUGCGCAAGCUUCUCCUUGUGCAUGGCGCGUGGAGCUACCAGCGUGUCAGCAAGGUCAUUCUGUACUCGUUCUACAAGAACAUUGCCAUGUUCAUGACACAGUUCUGGUAUUCUUUCCAAAACGGCUUCUCUGGUCAAAUCAUCUACGAAUCGUGGACGCUUACUUUCUACAAUGUCUUCUUCACGGCGGCGCCGCCUUUUGUCCUCGGUAUCUUUGACCAGUUUGUGAGCGCGCGGCUGCUGGACCGAUACCCACAACUCUAUCGGCUCAGCCAGUCUGGCGUCUUCUUUAGGAUGCACUCAUUCUGGUCUUGGGUCGGCAACGGCUUCUACCACUCGCUUAUUCUCUACUUUGGCGCCCAGGCCUUCACACUCUGGGACUGGCCGCAAUGGGAUGGGCGCAACGCAGGCCACUGGGUUUGGGGCACGGCAGCCUACACUGCUAAUCUUGCGACUGUGCUACUCAAGGCGUCGCUCAUCACCAACAUCUGGACAAAGUACACUGUGCUGGCUAUUCCAGGCUCGAUGCUUGUCUGGUUCAUCCUCAUGCCUCUCUAUGCCACGGUUGCGCCCAUGACUGGCGUGUCGCACGAGUAUGUGGGCGUCAUUGAGCGACUCUUCCCUGACCCGCGGUUCUGGGCCAUGGUUAUAGUGCUACCGCCGCUUUGCUUGAUCCGAGACUUUGCGUGGAAGUACGCCAAGAGAAUGUACUUUCCGCAAAGCUACCAUCAUGUUCAGGAGAUUCAAAAGUACAACAUCCAGGACUAUCGGCCACGAAUGGAGCAAUUUCAAAAGGCGAUUCGAAAAGUGCGACAGGUGCAGCGUAUGCGCAAACAGCGCGGAUACGCAUUCUCGCAGACGGACGAGUCACAGGCUCGGGUGCUGCAAGCCUACGACACUACACAACAGAGAGGCAGAUAUGGCGAGAUGGCGAGUUCGCGGAAAUAG